Messenger RNA from Candoia aspera, 4275 nucleotides. It is a transcript of the gene OSTM1, whose product is annotated as osteoclastogenesis associated transmembrane protein 1. The transcript has 6 exons. The record is from RefSeq and is a predicted model, not a curated record. Gene Ontology annotation, cellular component: cytosol. Bases 91 to 1047 code for a protein of 318 amino acids. NCBI's taxonomy places the organism in Eukaryota, Metazoa, Chordata, Lepidosauria, Squamata, Candoiidae.
GUAGUUCUCCGGCCGCACGUGAUCGUGUUCGUCUCUAGCAGCCGCGGAACUAGGAAGAGGCUGGUUUCUUUGUCAUCGUCCUCGCCCGCUAUGGCCGUUGUGGGCUCAGUCACUCUUCUGCUGCUGCCCGGCGUCUUGCUGGGCCUAUGUGCCGGGGAGAGGCUUCUGCCUGGUCGACAUUUGUUGCUGGAAAGUGGUUUGGAAGAAAUGGUUUUGAGAGGUCGACACCGCGGCUGGCCCUUGGAACUGGAGGACCUGUCUUCGCUUGAAUGGGGGUUCUUAGGGGUUCUGCUGGAGCCGCAGCUGGAUCCAGAGUGCAAGGAGCUCUUGAGUGCCUUCGCCAAUAGUAGCAUGAGAUUUACUGGCUGCUUGAUACGGAGCGCCCGGCCUGUGACGAUCUGCCAGAACUGCUAUCACCAAUUCCGGGAAGUCAUGCAGCAGUUGAAUAAUAUCGAGAAUACUACUCAAAGUAACCAUUGUGCCAAAAGCCUCUUGAGGUCAGACAGGCUACAGAUGGUUGCACUUCUGUCCGAGUUUUUUAAUGACACAUGGAUAAAAGCUAACUGUGCAAAUUGUUUAAAGAGCAACAAUGAAGGCUUAUCAGCUGGUACGGUGACAUUCCUGGCCUUAUACAAUGAUUCAGUGGCAUGCUUUAAACAGAACCUCCAGGAAGGCAAUCUGCUACCAGGUAACUACUCAGAGGUCUGCAAGAACUGCAAUGCAACAUAUAAAAACUUGAGUUCCCACUAUAGUGAGAUGCAGAGGAAUGGGCAGCUUGAGGAAUCUGGAGAGCAGUUCCAUUUGUGCAUUGAUGUGGAGGAUGCGAUAAACAUCACACAGAGGCUGUGGAGCACAACUUUCAAUUGUUCUGUCCCCUGCACAGAUACAGUGCCAGUAAUUGCAGUUUCUUUAUUCAUUUUCUUUCUACCACUUGUUUUCUAUCUGAGUACCUUCCUUCACUCGAAGCAGAAAAAACGUAUCCUGAUUCUGGGUAAACGAAUCCACUCAAAUGCCAGCUUUGUGAACAUCCAAGAUAAAUCCAACUGAGCCUUUGGAAUGCAAUGGGAUUAAUUUGAUAGCUCUGAAGACAAUUAUAAUUUAACCUUGCACUAUGUCGUAACAUGUUAAAUAAAAGACUGCAUGCCUCAGAUAGGUGGAUGCAGUAUUGUGCAACCAUAUAGAACUCAGUGAGAUGAUACGACCUCCAGAAAAGAAGCUGAAACUACAUUCCCUCCUUCAUCCUUAAUCUUUUGUCUCCCUGAUUGGUAAAAUUUUAAUUAGGCAGUCCUAAUUUUCAUACUUUGUAUAAUACUUUGGAUUAAUAAUAUUAACUUCCAUAUAUGAUGAGCGUACAUGAACGUGAACAUUCCAUCCUGAUUUUACAUGAAUGCUGAUUUUUUAAAAAGUUGUCCUUUUUGAAAAAUGAAAAAAAAAUGAAUGCGAUGGCUAACAUCAGCGGACAGAUCCUAGAUCUUAGUCUUUGGUCUAUAUUGCUACUUAAAAUACUGUUUGGCUCGUAGAAAUAACCUCUGCAUUUUACAGUACUGUAUUGCUGGCAACAGCAGAACUACUGGUUGGUGGAAUUAUAAUAGUUACAGACUUGGGCAGAAAUGUCAUGUCUUGGUAUUUCUAAUGUUAUAUGCUUGAAUAAGCCCUUAUCUGUGCUGGCUGGUUAAAAGCAAGACUAUAUUAACUGAAACACUGUUACUUAACUUGGUUAUUCCCCAUCCCUAAAACUAUUUUUUAUAAAGUGGCUUUAUAUUUAAGGGUACAUAGUAUAUUUAUUAGAAUUUACCAACAGUAUUUUCUUGUAUUUGUAUAUAUUGUCUUGGAAAAAUUACCUAAAACAAAACAAAACAAAACAAAAAAAGCUGAAUUGCUUGGGCUGUAAAUUGGGGUUAAGAUAAUGGACAGGAUUAACAUAUACAUUAUAGGGAAAAUUCUGAUUUAUUUAUUUAUUUUGGUAGAAUAAUUGCUUAGUAUUUAAAUCACACACAUAGAUUUGCCUAUCAUUUUAUUAACAGAUAAAAAUGCUUAGAAGACAAUCACAGACUUUUGGUGUCUGUGUCUGCAGUAGAACUUAGUGGUCUAGAGUAUAAUCUUGGGGUCUCCGGUAGAGUCCCCAGGGGCCAUAGAAAUACUGCACGUUUCUCCCUCUGCAGGUGGGGAAGCUGCUGGAAUGGUGCUCUCUUAAACAGAGGUGGAAUAGUCCUCGGCUGAAGUUACCUUGCCAGCUGUGCUCUGCAGUCAGCAAUAACAAAAAUGAAGGCAUUCCAGAGUAAAGUCAAGGGUGUCAUUGGGGAAGAAUUGGCUGGGUUCAUGCAUCAUAUUGAGCUAUGAUUCUUUAAAUAAUAGUUUGCUCAAGGAACCACAGGUGGCUUGGUUUAUACAACACAUUAAGCCAGGGUGAAGAUUCCAAUCCCUCGUUAUCCCAUUUGAGGGUUGUCUAAAAUUUUCGGAAUCUUUUUUUUUCAUUUUAGGAGGGAUUAAGGCCAUCUCUAUUAGGCCAAUGUUUCCAUUUGGGCUGAAUGAGCCUUCUCAUUCUUUGGUCUUGUUGUUGGAAUGAAUGAAGAGGCUCUGAAGCUAAUGUAUUUAUUAUCCUUCCCAUUAGACCUAAUGAAAGACAAGGUUAAAAGUAAAAAGAAACUUAAACGAGUGCUGAAAACAACAUAAGAAUGUUGGAUUAUGUAUUAUGCCUAGGGAUUAUACAGUACUGUAUAUCCAGACCCUUGUGUUUAGGGCUUUGCCUAAAGAUGAAAUUAUAAACCAGGACAAACAACUGGAUAUGUUUGCAUUUAACUUUACUACUGAAGACAAGCUGCGAGUAAAGUGCUUUGCUAUUCUUUGUGCUGCCACGUUAAUCAAUCAACUAUCCCAGUAGUAAACAGUGGCUGUUUCUCUUGGCUACAUGAAGAAAAGAGACACUAAACUCUGUCCUGAAUAAGGGAAUGUGGGCAAAGCGGAUUCAGCCUCCCCAAGUACUGGAUUGCAUCGUCCACAAUUCCUGUGCAAUAAGGCUAAUAGCUAUCUCAGCUGGGGAUUGUGGGCAAUAACAUCCUACAUUUCUGGAAGGGAGGUGGUUUAAAUUUCUUCCCAAGAGGGCAAAAGUUGUUGUAAGAUGCUGCUAGUUUGCAGAAUCUCUUUUUAUGUAGCUCGGUGGAAGCAGCAAUAGAUUACUGUUGGAAAAAUAAGUUGUUUAAUACCAACCAGCUAUUAAUGAAUGAACAAUGCAUGUGGGGGGAAUAUAUCCAUCUAUGAAACGUCGUCGUACAUAUAUUCAUCCUAAAACUAUGUUUUUUCCAUUCUGAAUCACAAUUGGCUCAUGACAUUUGUUCAGUGCAGACUUGGAAAAAGUUGGGGUGUUAAGCCAUUCUUAAUCAAAUGAACUGCUCUGAUUGAUGCUGAGUUGUUGGCUAUAUUUUAAUGAGAUCUGCACACACUUAUGACUGCAUAAUAGUAUUAGUGACAGGCUAAUUAUAUUUGAUCAGCAGGGCUAAGCUGAUUUGAAAUAAAAGUAUGCUGACUUCAACUGAGUUCUGGAUUUUGGCCAGAAUUAAAAUAAUCGAGCAGGUAAUUCUUGUAGAACAUGACCUGUAGGAUAAUAGAAAUAACAGCAUAUGUGGCUAAAAGAGAUUUGUAUGUCACCAAUACAGCGACCUGCAUACUAGCAUAUUACUUUUUUAUAUUUUAAGAUAGCUAUUUUUCUACUCAGGUUUCAAGACAUGUAGAGUUAGCCAAGUCCUGCCCUCUAAUAGCAUUACAUUGAUUUGAGGCAUCACAUGAUGGGGAACGGCUCAAAGCAAUCUUUUAUUUAUGCUGUGAAAGACUUUGUGCAUGGAAGGUACAGAAUGACAGCUUUGCUUAUAAGCAGUGGCUUUUUAAACACAUUUGCAUUAAAUAUGUCUGAAAGUCAUUACUCUCCAGGAUAGUGGUUAAACACUUUUCACGAAAGGUGGGUCGGAGCUGGUUUUAUGAUUUUCCUGGUUUUUAAGCCAAAUGGAAAGAACUUGUGUGAUUUUUACUGCUUUUCUGUGUAAAUGUAAAAUAAAAUGGAAGACCUAAGUUAUUUCUAAACUUCGAAGGUAGCUAUUUUAUGGUGCAAUGAUGUAUUUUCUACAUUGUUUAAAAUUGCCCAUGAUAUAUACAUGUCUUUUUAAUGGACUUUCCCUUAUCUUUGGUUUCAGCUUUAAACUUAAAUGUCCAUGUAAAACCUCUCCAAUAAGCAGCCAAAAAAAAAAAGAUAACAAGGGUAAUAAAAACAUGUUCUUUACAACU